Thelazia callipaeda (thelaziosis nematode) is the source of this 360-nucleotide messenger RNA. The record is from the annotation of a GenBank genome assembly. Lineage: Eukaryota; Metazoa; Nematoda; Chromadorea; Rhabditida; Thelaziidae.
UUUGAUUUGCUAGAAGAAGGUGACCAGAUGGAAUGGCUUAGUGACCGUCGUGCAGCUAAUUUUCGUGAACGUCGACGAAUGUGUAGCAUCAACAUCGCUUUUAUGAGAUUACGGAGAUAUAUCCCCACAUUUCCGUACGAAAAACGUUUAUCGAAAAUAGAUACACUGAAUUUAGCAAUUGCAUAUAUCUCACUUCUUGAGGGCUUACUGAACAGUGACAACAUGCAUAUCUACCUAGAAGAAGCGUUAGCAAUGGCACGAUCUCGAAAUUCUCAAGCACCUUCUUGGAGUACAAGUGAUUUGUUAGCACGUCUCAGUUGGAUUAAUUGGAAAAAAUUGGGAAUUCAACCACUGAGCUAG